This is a messenger RNA of Ochotona princeps (American pika), 2913 nucleotides long. RefSeq names its product amyloid beta precursor like protein 2 (gene APLP2). Lineage: Eukaryota; Metazoa; Chordata; Mammalia; Lagomorpha; Ochotonidae. Gene Ontology annotation, molecular function: heparin binding; transition metal ion binding; serine-type endopeptidase inhibitor activity. The record is from RefSeq and is a predicted model, not a curated record. The transcript has 18 exons. Gene Ontology annotation, cellular component: membrane. The coding region runs from base 16 to 2514 and encodes 832 amino acids. Gene Ontology annotation, biological process: central nervous system development; axonogenesis.
GGUGCGGGCUGUUCCAUGCCUUCAUUGGCUGUGGGCUCACCAAGGGGCGAUGCCCUGAAGGGUUCUGCGGGCUGGCAUUGGACUCCGCAGAAGGAGGCGUGGCUGGUUGAAGUCAGUUCCGGUUGGUGUAAAACCCCCGGGGCGGCGGCGAACGGGCUUCAGAUGCUUCUGGGUGGUGGUGGCGUCUGCAGACCUGUCCGUGCGUUUCCAGCUUGCGAGCUUAGUGCGAGAGCAACGCGACGAGGGAUGGCGGCCACCGGCACCGUCGCGGCCACGGGCAAGCUCCUCGUCCUGGUGCUGCUCGGACUCACGGCGCCCGCCGCGGCGCUAGCCGGCUACAUCGAGGCUCUGGCAGCCAAUGCUGGAACUGGAUUUGCUGUUGCCGAGCCCCAAAUUGCAAUGUUUUGCGGGAAGUUAAACAUGCAUGUGAACAUUCAGACUGGGAAGUGGGAACCUGACCCAACAGGCACCAAGAGCUGCUUAGGAAGAAAAGAAGAAGUUCUUCAGUACUGUCAAGAGAUGUAUCCAGAGCUGCAGAUCACAAACGUGAUGGAAGCAAACCAGCCAGUCAGUAUUGACAAUUGGUGCCGAAAGGACAAGAAGCCAUGCAAGACUCACAUUGUUAUACCGUUCAAGUGUCUGGUGGGUGAAUUUGUGAGUGACGUUCUGCUGGUUCCAGAAAAGUGCCAAUUUUUCCACAAAGAGCGACUGGAGGUGUGCGAGAACCAUCAGCACUGGCACUCCGUGGUCAAGGAGGCGUGUCUGACUCAGGGAAUGACCUUAUAUAGCUAUGGCAUGCUGCUUCCCUGUGGGGUGGACCAGUUCCACGGCACUGAAUAUGUGUGCUGCCCUCCAACAAAAGAAAAGGAGGAAGAGGAGGAGGAGGAAGAGGAAGAGGAGGAGGAAGACUAUGACAUCUAUAAAAGUGAAUUUCCUACUGAGGCAGAUUUGGAAGACUUCACAGAAGCUGCUGUAGAAGAGGAGGAUGAGGACGAGGAUGACGAUGAGGAAGGAGAGGAAGUGGUGGAAGACCGGGAUUACUAUUAUGACAACUUCAAAGGAGAUGACUACAAUGAGGAGACCCCCACUGAGCCCGGCAGUGAAGGCCCCAUUUCUGAAAAGGAGAUCACGCACGACGUUAAAGCUGUCUGCUCCCAGGAGGCCAUGACGGGGCCCUGCCGGGCCGUGAUGCCUCGUUGGUACUUCGACCUCUCCAAGGGAAAGUGCGUGCGCUUUAUAUAUGGCGGCUGCGGCGGCAACAGGAACAAUUUUGAGUCUGAGGAUUAUUGUGUGGCUGUGUGUAAAGCGAUGAUUCCCCCAACUCCUCUGCCAACCAAUGAUGUGGAUGUGUAUUUCGAGACCUCUGCAGAUGAUAACGAGCAUGCUCGCUUCCAGAAGGCUAAGGAGCAGCUGGAAAUUCGGCACCGCAAUCGCAUGGACAGGGUGAAGAAAGAAUGGGAGGAGGCGGAGCUUCAAGCCAAGAACCUUCCCAAAGCAGAGAGGCAGACUCUCAUUCAGCACUUCCAAGCCAUGGUUAAAGCUUUAGAGAAGGAAGCAGCGAGUGAGAAGCAGCAGCUGGUAGAAACGCACCUGGCGCGAGUGGAAGCCAUGCUGAACGAUCGGCGGCGGAUGGCUCUGGAGAAUUACCUGGCUGCCCUGCAGUCCGACCCCCCACGGCCAUAUCGCAUUCUCCACGCCUUGCGGCGAUAUGUCCGUGCUGAGAACAAAGAUCGGCUACACACCAUCCGUCAUUACCAGCAUGUGUUGGCUGUUGACCCAGAAAAGGCUGCCCAGAUGAAAUCACAGGUGAUGACCCAUCUCCAUGUUAUUGAAGAAAGGAGGAACCAGAGCCUCUCUCUUCUCUACAAAGUCCCUUACGUGGCCCAAGAAAUUCAAGAGGAAAUUGAUGAGCUGCUUCAGGAACAGCGUGCACACAUGGACCAGUUCACUGCCUCCAUCUCAGAGAACCCCGUGGACGUCCGGGUGAGCUCAGAGGAGAGCGAGGAGGUGCCACCGUUCUACCCUUUCCAUCCCUUUCCAGCCUUGCCUGAGAACGAAGACCCUCAGCCGGAGUUGUACCACCCAGUGAAGAAAGGCUCUGGAGUGGGAGAGAAGGAUGGGGCACUGAUUGGUGCAGAAGAGAAAGUGAUUAACAGUAAGAAUAAAGUGGAGGAACAUAUGGUCAUCGAUGAGACUCUCGAUGUUAAGGAAAUGAUUUUCAAUGCUGAGAGGGUUGGAGGCCUUGAGGAAGAGCCGGAGUCCACGGGACCUCUGCGGGAGGACUUCAGUCUGAGCAGCAGUGCUCUCAUUGGCCUGCUGGUCAUUGCGGUGGCCAUUGCCACGGUCAUCGUCAUUAGCCUAGUGAUGCUGAGGAAGAGGCAGUAUGGCACCAUCAGCCACGGGAUUGUGGAGGUUGACCCCAUGCUGACCCCAGAAGAGCGUCACCUGAACAAGAUGCAAAAUCAUGGUUAUGAAAACCCAACCUACAAGUACCUGGAGCAGAUGCAGAUAUAAGUGACGGGAGGCAUGUCACCCCCUGGUCGGACUGGGGGGUGCAGGUGAGCAGAAGAGGACCAGCAGCUGCUGCCAGUGGGGUCGGCUGAUAUCCUGAUCCCUGCAUCACUGAGACCAGGAAGUGUACUACUGUAGAACUGCAAUCCCAUUCUUUUAAAGGAGUGACAAAUGUUAAUAUAACAAUAUAUGAUAUAUAGACCUUACGUGAAAUGAAAAGUUCUAUCUAUUGCAGAUAUUUGACUGAUGCAAUUUUCUUUUUAAAUUAAUCAGAAGCAACCCCACUUCUGUUGUAUCGUCUUACACCCGCACUCGAUAUAAAUGGAAACUGUUGAUUUUUGUUUUUAGACUGUAUAUGCAGACUGUUCCAGUUACAUUGUAUAAAUCCACUGUGCUAGGCUC